AUGCGAUUCUCAGGCUUGGGUUUUGCGGACCCUGUCUGGCCCCAGGGCAGACCCAGCCUUGUGGAAACCCCCGACACCCCGGACCCCCAUGAUGGAGACUUCAGUUGGGAACAGCUAUGGGAACUGGAAAGACAGUUCAAGUUGGAGCCAUACCCAGACCUCGAGGCUCGAAGGGUCCUGGCCACCAGACUCAACCUGAAGGAGAAACAAGUUGAGACUUGGUUCAUCCAGCGUUCCUUGGAGCAGGAGAUGCGCCCUCGCAUUGCUGGGCUGCAGCAGUCUGUCCGUCCUAACACCUCUUCCUGUGAGUCCCACAAAGACCACUGCUGCCGGCCACCGAGCUGGCGGUUCAGGCUCAUUCCCAUCAAUUCCUCGGAGUCUUCAACCAGCUGUGAGCACAGUUGCUGA
This is a messenger RNA of Peromyscus leucopus (white-footed mouse), 408 nucleotides long. Its product is annotated as homeobox protein SEBOX-like. Gene Ontology annotation, biological process: regulation of DNA-templated transcription. The transcript is spliced from 3 exons. Gene Ontology annotation, cellular component: nucleus. Lineage: Eukaryota; Metazoa; Chordata; Mammalia; Rodentia; Cricetidae. The record is from RefSeq and is a predicted model, not a curated record. Gene Ontology annotation, molecular function: transcription cis-regulatory region binding. Bases 1 to 408 code for a protein of 135 amino acids.